GCCGCGUCUGAAUUUCCCUCUUCAGUUCACUUCACGCACUGCGUGAGAAAGGCGAACAGCGGCGGAACUCCGGCGGCGACGGUGUGGGUGUGUUCGGCCGGUUGCUUGGCUCACUUGGGUGACGGGAGGCUGAUUUUUUGAGGAAUACAUCUUGAUUGUAAGUUGGCUGAGCGUAAUGGCUCACGAAUUGGAGCCUCUUGUUUGCUUUCUUUUUCUUGAACCUGAAAGCUUUACUUUUGAAUGUGCCAUUUGAACUCUGUUAAGUAAGGAAAAGGAUGUCAUCGCAGUUAGAGACUGUUGCUCGAAAAUUCAUUGGCAAGCUGUUGUGUAGUUGUGUGCUUGUGCUGCCUGUGGCAGAGUGAGGUCGAUCGUUGAUAUUGGCCAAGUGUUCGACAAAAUGUGAGAGGUUUUGAAUAGAAUAUGGAUAGUGAAGAAUGUAGUAGAAACUCACAAGAUGGGAUUUUUUCCCAAUGUUGACCUUAGGGGUAUGGUUGCUGGUGUGCCCAGUGCUGCAAGGCUUAGAUAACUUGUUUUCUUUAGAAAGACCCUUGAGGACUUGAAGGAAAUUGAAAAAGUUCAGCAAUGGAGGUUUACUACGAUUAUCCUCAGCAAAAAAGGUUUUGGAAGAGAGGAAUAGUUUAAAUCCUUGACAGUUCAGGAUUGUGGCAAUUAAGAGAAUGUUUCUUUUUAUUUUUUAAUUAAGCUUUAUUAUUGUUUGUAUCCUGGGAGGAGUAAUACAUAUGAUUCGGUUUUCUAGUGGUAGUAGGAUCCCAUUUCUUUGUUUGUAGCCUCUCCGUGAAAGAGAAGCAUUGAUAUUUAGACAUUGGAUUUUAUAGGAAUUCUCAACAGUUUGCAAUAGUUAUUAUUGAGUUUCUCUAAAGGGUCUAAACUCUGAGCUGUAGCGCCAUACCUGUCAAACCUUAUCUUGUCGACUGUUUUGAUAGUUCUUCGUCCAUCCUACAUGUCAAGUCCUAUAUCUUCUACUAUUUUUUCCAAAUUCCUGCAGAUUAAAGUAUUCCACAGCAACUAUAGACACAUCAGUUGUGGUCUACUGCAUGACAGGUUGAGGAACCUGAUGGUUGAUUCUCUCCAUCUUCUCUUGAUGGUCCGUUCAUGAAGUUUAAUCAAGGACAUUAAUAUUAGGUGACUAAGAAACUGAGGGUUUUGUUUGAAUUGUCAGAAAGUUGAGUUUGUGAGCCUGCAUGGUGUAAUUUGAUUGCAUUAAGAGUUAAGUCGUCAUCUGUGCUAUAAUCCUUGUGCAUAAAUUCGAUGUUAAUUGGAUAUGGAGUUUUGAACCUCGUUCCUUAGCUCACAUCUGAACUAAUGGAUCUUACAGGGAUACAAGUCAGAGGUAGCAGUAGCACUAACGGGAGAAAAGAGAAAGGCAAAAUGGGAACUUCUGUGCAGGUCACGCCACUUUGUGGAGUGUACAAUGAGAACCCACUAUCUUACUUGGUAUCCAUUGACAACUUCAAUUUCUUGGUUGAUUGUGGUUGGAAUGAUCACUUUGAUCCCUCCCUUCUUGAACCCCUCUCCAGGGUAGCUUCAAAGAUAGAUGCAGUUUUGUUGUCAUAUCCGGAUACACUUCACCUGGGUGCAUUGCCAUAUGCCAUGAAUCAUCUUGGACUCUCAGCUCCAAUUUACUCAACAGAACCAGUUUUUAGAUUAGGCUUGCUCACUAUGUAUGAUCAAUAUCUAUCGCGCAAGGCUGUUUCGGACUUUGAUCUGUUUACGCUCGAUGAUGUUGAUUCUGCUUUCCUUUCAAUUACCAGGCUUACCUAUUCACAGAAUCAUCACCUCUCUGGCAAGGGAGAAGGGAUUGUUAUUGCACCUCAUGUGGCUGGUCAUCUUCUCGGAGGUACUGUUUGGAAGAUAACAAAGGACGGAGAAGAUGUUAUCUAUGCUGUUGACUUCAACCAUCGUAAAGAACGGCAUCUGAAUGGAAUAGUUGCAGAGUCUUUUGUCCGUCCUGCUGUUCUAAUAACUGAAGCUUAUAAUGCUUUGAGUAAUCAACCUCCUAGACAAAAAAGAGACAGAGAAUUUUUAGAUGGAAUUGUGAGGACAUUAGAAGGAGGUGGAAAUGUAUUGCUACCUGUUGACACCGCUGGACGAGCUUUGGAACUUAUACUCAUUCUGGAAGAGUUCUGGGCACAGCGCAAUUUAGGAUAUGACAUAUUCUUUCUUACGUAUGUUGCAUCAAGCACUAUCGACUAUGUAAAGAGUUUCUUGGAGUGGAUGGGUGAUUCCAUCGCAAAAUCAUUUGAAACUUCGCGUAAUAAUGCUUUUCAGUUGAAGCGUGUGAAACUUCUAAUCAACAAGAUGGAUCUUGAUAAUGCUCCAAUUGGUCCAAAGGUCGUUCUGGCAUCAAUGGCAAGCUUGGAGGCAGGAUUUUCCCAUGAUAUAUUUGUUGAAUGGGCGUCUGAUGUCAGGAACUUAGUUCUUUUCACUGAAAGAGGCCAGUUUGGGACGUUGGCUCGAAUGCUCCAGGCAGAUCCACCUCCAAAGGCUGUAAAAGUCACAAUGUCAAAGAGGGUUCCCUUAGUUGGUGAUGAAUUAGUCGCUUAUGAAGAAGAACAGAAGAGACUGAAAAAGGAAGAGGAGCUGAAAGCUAGCCUCUUAAAACAAGAGGAAUCAAGAGCUUCUCAUGGGCCGGAUAAUACUAAUGAUCCAAUGGUCAUUGAUACAACCAAUUCACAUGCUCCUCCAGAUGUGGCUGGUUCUCGUGGAGGUGGAUAUCGGGACAUACUGAUUGAUGGAUUCGUUCCACCAUCCACCAGUGUGGCGCCAAUGUUCCCAUUCUACGAAAAUAACACGGAAUGGGAUGAUUUUGGUGAAGUAGUUAAUCCUGAUGAUUAUGUAAUAAAAGAGGAAGACAUGAACCAAACAGCUUUACAUGUUGGUGGAGACAUUGAUGGGAAGCUUGAUGAAGCUGCUGCUAGUUUUAUUCUUGAUACAAAGCCUUCAAAAGUUGUGUCGAAUGAAUUGACGGUUCAAGUGAAGUGUUCACUAAUAUAUAUGGACUUCGAAGGACGGUCUGAUGGACGCUCAAUUAAAUCAAUCAUUGCUCGUGUGGCUCCUCUGAAACUUGUGUUGGUGCAUGGAUCAGCUGAGGCCACCGAGCAUCUGAAGCAGCACUGCUUAAACCAUGUUUGUGCUCAUGUUUAUGCUCCACAAAUUGAAGAGACAGUUGAUGUAACCUCAGAUCUGUGUGCUUAUAAGGUGCAACUCUCAGAACAGCUUAUGAGUAAUGUUCUCUUCAAGAAGUUGGGAGAAUAUGAAGUAGCUUGGAUCGAUGCUGUAGCAGGGAAAACUGAGAAUCAUGACAUGCUCACCUUAUUACCUACCGUAUCCAAACCACCACCACCACACAAAUCAGUUCUUGUUGGUGAUCUCAAAAUGGCUGAUCUCAAGCAAUUCCUUGCUAGCAAGGGAGUUCAGGUGGAAUUUGCUGGUGGAGGGGCAUUGCGAUGUGGGGAAUAUGUCACCCUGCGCAAAGUUGGUGUUGCCAGCCAAAAGGGCGGUGGUUCCGGGAUACAGCAGAUUGUGAUAGAAGGUCCCUUAUGUGAGGAUUACUACAAGAUUCGAGAGUACCUGUAUUCACAGUUUUAUCUACUUUAGGUAGAUUUGGAUUGCGACUCCACCCUGCUAGUGUAUCAGUGUAGUGUAUCUCUAUGUAAUGCUUUCUGUUUCACUCCUUGAGAAUUUACUUUUCCCCCCAAUUGAGACAGUCUGCUCUAGUUUUCAUCAGAAAUACAAAAUGUAGCACAAUCAGAUCAUUUUAAGUGCAACUUGGAGCCAACUCUUUAAAAGGAGUAGAUUACCGGCUUCAAACCCCAAAACUCCACCCCUUUUGUUAUCUUUCGAACAACAACAUUAACAGAGACAGCAAAGCUGGGUUAAACCGAACCAGAAUGCAGUUUUACAGAACCGUAUUGAGAACAGGUGCUAUGAUAAUGGACAAGCCAACUUUUGUAACGUUUGCUUGGGGAACCAGGGCAAAUGCUACAUAUCUUCCAGUGUUCACUACAGAAGAAAUGUCUGUAAACAAAAGAUGGACUUGCCUGUCUAGUUGUUACUUGCUAUUACAUAAAAGUCUUCUCUUAUGUCACUAGGAAUGAAUCUAACAAGUCACACGUUUCGAUUUACUGGCAUCGAACAUUUACUCAUCCCGUUGAACAUACGAGUCAAGCACUCAUAGGAUGGAAUUGCUGGAUCUUAACCUUGGAGGUGAGGCUCCAUAAUUCCAGGCAUCUAACCAAGAUUCAUUCAUCUUCUCUUUCAGGUGGUAGGCCACAGGGCAGAAGCAUUUUCUGCGAGCAGACAGGAAAUGAGAUACAUUUAGUCAUUAGCCUUAGGCCGACCAUCAUAGUAGCUAGUAAAGAUUGGAGCAGGAGACAAAAGCUUCCACUAAUGAUGCAGCGUUAAACAAAACAACAAAUUGCUA
Linum trigynum is the source of this 4444-nucleotide messenger RNA. The record is from the annotation of a GenBank genome assembly. NCBI's taxonomy places the organism in Eukaryota, Viridiplantae, Streptophyta, Magnoliopsida, Malpighiales, Linaceae.